GGAGGACCCUCCCUGCUUCAGAUUUCCCAACAGCAUGAAUCAAGAAAAGUUAGCCAAACUUCAAGCUCAGGUUCAGAUAGGGGGCAAGGGCACAGCUCACAGAAAGAAGGAGGUGGUACACAGAACAGCUACAGCUGAUGACAAAAAACUUCAGAGUUCUCUAAAAAAAAAACUGGCUGUGAAUAAUAUAGCUGGUACUGAAGAGGGCUGGAUAGCAAAGCACCAAAACCAGAAGACACUGAUGAGGAGGACGAGGAUGUUCCAGAUCUUGUAGAAAAUUUUGAUGAGGCAUCGAAGAAUAAAGCUAACUAAAAAAUUUUUUCUGGAGUUUAGAAGCUGGCAUGGACUAGAUUUAACAAAU
Molecule: messenger RNA, 361 nt
Organism: Suricata suricatta (meerkat)
Lineage: Eukaryota; Metazoa; Chordata; Mammalia; Carnivora; Herpestidae
Product: transcription factor BTF3 homolog 4-like
Exons: 2
Coding region: 35-274 (79 amino acids)
Cellular component (GO): cytosol; nascent polypeptide-associated complex
Source: RefSeq, a predicted model, not a curated record